GCUUACGUGCAAGAUCAGCAAGGAUGAGUCACGCUUUGAAAAUACGAAAAUCCGUUUGAUGUUGUCAUCUAACGUCAGUUGAGAGGGGGAACUAGACGUUAAAAGUUAAAGCGUGCGACGUUCAACAGAAACGAACAGUCCUAGUACCGUGACAGACAAUGCCGAACAAUCUCAAAGCUUUUAACAAGUUUUCCAGGUCAUUGGACGAGAGUAUUCUACAGAGAAGCACACCUUCGUGCCAUUUUAAUCCGUUGACAACAAAAGAAGCCAUUGGUGUCGAAGUUGUUGACGGACUCCGGGAAGGUUCGCCAGCCGACUUCUGUGAAAGAAUGUUAGAGACUUUGAGAUCUCAGAGUGGCGUAAUGGAACUUGAUAGAAGAUUGAACUUAGGCCAGCAAAAUGCUCCAGACGACAAUGGGGUUUUAUCCACAAAGUUUCCUGAGGCGGCUGCCCGCGCAAACAAGGAGGAGGAAAAAGAAACGAAACACGCCAUUCCCUGGACAGAUGUCGACAUUGGAAGUUUACUACGACUUCAAUCAAAUGUCUCUUUGACAAAGCCGGAAAACUUAGGCUUGAAAAAUCGUGUAAAUGUACAAAAUGGAAUUUUUGAAAUGCAAAAUAUCACUUUUGUUUCUGAUAAAGCCAACUUGAGCGUCACCGAAAUAGAAUGCAAUGGGACAGAACGUGCAGGGGAACAUGGGGUGCAAAGCAAAACAACACCCCGUAAGAGUAAACAGCCACAACUGAAACUUUUGAGUAGCUCCGGAAGAGGCGGCGAGGGACAAGACGGAUUUGACACAUUUAAUGAACCUGUUGGGGUAACUGCCACGCCAGAUGGUAAAAUCAUUGUGGCAGACUACAACAACGAUAGACUAAAAAUAUUAUCCAGCGAAGGGAAAUUCAUGCGUGCGCACGAUCACUACUCGAGAGAGAGCGGAAAAAAAUUUCCGUUUAUGUGCCCCGCUGGGAUUGCUUGCGAUGCAUCAGGGAACAUAGCCGUCGCGGAAAAAGGCAGAAAUCGGGUCGUUGUUCUUUCUUCAACCUGCACGAUCCUUCACGCUUUCGGUCGACAUGGCGUGGAACAAGGUCAGUUCAGGGGACCCCACGGAGUCUUCAUAGACGCUCGAAACCGCAUUAUUGUCACUGACACAAUGAACUGCCGAAUACAAGUUUUUGACCAGGAAGGAAAUUUUCUCUUCUUGUUCGGCGACAAGGGACCGGGGAAACUCAACUACCCAUGCUAUGCGGUCUUUCACGAAGGACGGUUUUACGUAACUGAUACAGACAAUGAUUGUGUGAAAGUGUUUGACACUCGUGGUACUUUUUUGAGGACGUUUGCUGACGGACUUAGCGCGCCUUCCGGGAUUACGAUCUACAAGAGCAAAUACCUUCUUGUCUGUGACUAUGGCAAUGACUGUGUGAAGAUCUUAUCUCUGGAAGGACGGGUGUUAGGCGCGUUUGGAAGCAAAGGAGACGGCACAGAUGAAUUUUUUGGACCUGAGGCUCUGGCAGUUACUCCACAAGGAAAGGUCGUCGUAAGCGACAAACUUAAUUCUAGAAUUCAGGUGCUUGAUUUAGUUAUUUGAGGAAUAAUUUUUGAAAACAUUUGAAUUUAUGGAUUUUCAUGCUGGCGUUUAACUGAGCUAGCUCAAUAUUAGCAUGCAAAACAAACCGUGGUGAAAGCCACUGGAAAGAUGAAAGCCAAAGAGCAAACUAAAAAUUCUCAACAGGAAUCACGCUGAAUUUACAAUACAAUAACGAUAGCAACGGUUUGGUCACGUUUUGUGAUUGUUACGCUAACUGCCAUAUCUUAAUCCCAACAAUAAAUCUUUUAUAAAUCUUCGCCUGUUAAAUUUCAAAGCAAUUUCCUUUGAAUGCUUUUAGUUAGGAUUCGGUUAAAAUCCCGAAUUUAUUCAAAUCGUGAACAUUAUUGUCAAUGUCGUUGAAUAUACGAUGACCAAAUUGAGCGCGUUUCAGUCCAGGCUUGUUGUGUUUUUGCUUUAUCUUGACUGGUCUCGUAAACUUGCGUCCUUUCCGCUUUUGAGAAUGCAGAACUAAAACCAACCAAGACUCGUUCAGUCGCAUUCUCUUGCGCUUCAAGGUUUGCUUGUGUUUAUUUUUUUUUUUUUCUUUGUUCUCCGGCUUUACAUUGUUUUAAUAUUUUUUGCAUUCGUUUAAUUAACCUUUGCGGCUCUAAGCUGGAUUUGGUUUGAGACCACUCAACAGAAAUGCGUUGUGAUCUGAAGCACAUUUACACCUCACGCAAUUCAGGUUUGACUGCUACGACGGUGAGCAACUUAAAUUUGGGCACAGAUUCCCUUAUUUGAAAAGACCAAACGCGAUCUUUACUAAUGACCGAGUUCCCCUUUUCCAUAAUGCCUGUUUGUUUCAAAUCAGGGUCCAGUUGUUCGAAGGCCAAAUAGCACUAACCCAGAGUUAAAUUUCAAUCCAGGUUUCCUUAUUUCUCUAUUCAAGAACCCUUUUGGAAUAAUUUUCCCUAUUCUUUUUAGAGCAUCAAAUCAUAAAAUUAUAGACGAAGAUAGUUAAACUAAAUUUUCGUUUAAAGCUUUAAGAUCUGAAAUCAAAUUUCACGCUAACUCUGGGCUAUCUUAACCCAGCUUUAAUUGAACAACCCGAUCUAGGAGAAUAUUAACCCUAAGAAGUUUAUAUUCUCUUGUUUCAGACCACUUCCUGCGGGCAUCGUCGCCAAGGGUUUCCUUCAAACUUGAGAAGAACUUUUUAGAGUGGAGCGUUUGGCCAGCAUUUUGAUUUGAGAAAGAAAUACCACUUUCAACUAUUUACCCCUAACUAAGUUUAAUCGCAAACUUUCUCAAAUUGCGUGGCUGUAAUUGUAAAAAGCUGUGGCUUGUUUUAAGGUUACCUUAGCCGUAAUUUAGAUUUUCAAAUGAGUUUAAAGAUAUUGUAGGAAUGAUGUAGCAUGAUAGACAGUUUGCAGAUAUUCUAAAAGGAUGCUAGAAUGUUAAAUGGAAUGUGCAGAAUUUGCUUGAUUUACGAUAUUGCUUUAGUUUUAAGCCAGAUAUUUAUACGUAUUUCAAAUUUAAUAGUGGAAAGAUUAAAGAUUUAACACGGUCUUA
Molecule: messenger RNA, 3095 nt
Organism: Stylophora pistillata
Lineage: Eukaryota; Metazoa; Cnidaria; Anthozoa; Scleractinia; Pocilloporidae
Biological process (GO): proteasome-mediated ubiquitin-dependent protein catabolic process; protein polyubiquitination
Molecular function (GO): protein binding; ubiquitin protein ligase activity
Source: RefSeq, a predicted model, not a curated record